AUGGAGGCAGCGGAUCCAGGAAUGGCAAGUUUGUUUGAUGAAAAAGAGAUGAAAACCGUUUUGCUCCUAGGGCUAGCUUGUUGCCAUCCGAAUCCGAACCAAAGACCGUCCAUGAAAACUGUCUUGAGUGUCUUGACAGGUGAGACCAGCCCACCCGAUGUGCCUACAGAGAGACCUGCUUUCGUGUGGCCUGCUAUGCCUCUAUCGUUUAGCGACGUUGACUCUUCUCUUACCGGGAGUCAGAUCAAUGCGCUCACCGUCACCGAGCUUAUUGGCCGAUAA
Molecule: messenger RNA, 282 nt
Organism: Microthlaspi erraticum
Lineage: Eukaryota; Viridiplantae; Streptophyta; Magnoliopsida; Brassicales; Brassicaceae
Source: the annotation of a GenBank genome assembly